Messenger RNA from Lentinula edodes (shiitake mushroom), 1422 nucleotides. RefSeq lists its product as uncharacterized. The record is from RefSeq and is a predicted model, not a curated record. Gene Ontology annotation, biological process: box C/D snoRNP assembly. The transcript is spliced from 3 exons. Lineage: Eukaryota; Fungi; Basidiomycota; Agaricomycetes; Agaricales; Omphalotaceae. Gene Ontology annotation, molecular function: RNA binding. Gene Ontology annotation, cellular component: nucleus. Bases 47 to 1369 code for a protein of 440 amino acids.
AGAAAAGUUCCUUUUUCAGUUGAUCGGAGAACUUCUACGCGUUUCCAUGGAUCCGCCACCAUCUCUUCCUCCCCGACCAGGCGUGUCACAAAACAAUAUCAUACCGCCGUCUCAAACAGCUGCUUUUGUUUUACGUUCUGCUCUCACAAAUCCUUAUUCUCAAACAUAUUCUUCUCAUUAUGCUCAAGCUUAUAUGCACCAAUACAACGGGAUGCCUUUUACGAACGCCCAAGGAUAUACGAUGUCCUCUACAUACGAUCCGAAUGCAUAUGUGAAUAAUAACCAGAACCAGUACUUCACCCAAUCCACAGCUGGACCCAGCUUUUCGAGGCCACAGAACCAGAGCAACGAAGGGAUCAAAAUACAGAGUUUUAACCAGGCAAAUUCGGCUUGGUAUCAGGCUGGAUACGAGGGAUGUACAUAUAGAGGCUGCAAAUUUACUGGUUCUGCUAAAUGCGUCGAGAUUCAUAUGAUGGAUCGGCACUUGAUAUAUCCUCCAGGCUGGGAUUCACGCAAGAAAAAAGACUGGGACGCUGACCCCAGUCUCAAAGGAAAACCCAUUCUAAUUCAAGGAACGAACCUGACACUCGAUACGCCGGACGCAAUAGACGCAUGGGUGGAAGAGCGGAAAAAACGCUGGCCUAGCAGCACGCUGAUCGCUGAGAAAAAGCGAAAAUUCGAGCAGGCUUCUGCAAGAGGAGAACUUUCCGUAGAGUCUCUGGGAUUGUUUUCCACAAAGAAACGAAGGGUACAGGAUCCUUAUGAGGGUAAUGAGAGGAAUGAUCAUGCCCGUGGUGGAAGAGCAAGAGGCAGGGGUAAUGACUGGACUCCGAGGGGUUCAUCAGAUUCUGGGUGGAGAGGAAGGGGCGCCAGGGGUAGAGGUAGAGGAAGUUCGUUUGGUCCUCGAGGAGAUAACACGAUCAAUCGCGCGCUGGUGCUCGAGCGUGAAGUGUCACCUCAGGUGCAAAUACACGAACCCUUGAAGGAAGAGAAAGACAGAGAUGGUUCUGCCUCAGACAGCGAUAGCGAACCCGAAGUCCUAUCAUCUAAGCCUCCUCCAGUACCAGAAAAACAGGUGAAUGUACCCCAAAUUACGUCCUCCGUUCCGACUCAGUCUAAUCCCAAAACGGUGGCCAAAAAUCCUCGACCUCAGCCCAAAAAACCACCACCCAAUCCGUUCGCUCCUAGGACGAGCUUGUUACGAAACCUUUUACUUCCUGAAAUACGAAUGACUGUGUCCAAUUUGUCUCAAGCCAUCCGAUUUCUCGUGGAUAACGAUUUUCUUGACGGUGUAGAGCUUAAGCCAGGAGAAGCGGACGCAGUUCCCAUCCAAGUCGUUGGCUCAGUUUCGACUUCCGGUGAAUCAUAACCCAUCAGGCCCUUAUAAAUACGCUGCAGUUUGUCCGUUCAGUCGAUAUAGCA